Molecule: messenger RNA, 2301 nt
Organism: Aspergillus puulaauensis
Lineage: Eukaryota; Fungi; Ascomycota; Eurotiomycetes; Eurotiales; Aspergillaceae
Exons: 5
Coding region: 1-2301 (766 amino acids)
Biological process (GO): DNA-templated transcription; positive regulation of transcription by RNA polymerase II
Cellular component (GO): nucleus
Molecular function (GO): sequence-specific DNA binding; DNA-binding transcription factor activity, RNA polymerase II-specific; zinc ion binding
Source: RefSeq, a predicted model, not a curated record
AUGGCAGCCGACCCCCCUGGAUUCCUCCAGAUCCCAACUUCUCCGAUCAUGAACCCCGAAGACAUCCCCCAUACGACCCCAGCAGCCACACCGCGAUCUUCCGACGGAUGGUCUCGACCAAACAAUCGUGUCCGCGUCACGCGUGCUUGCGAUCGGUGCAAGAAACGCAAAGUGCGAUGUAACGGCGAGCAGCCGUGUCGUGUGUGCGCGGAGGCAGCCGCGACCUGCUCCUACAGUGCCCCAUACACCAGGGGCAGACGACGUGCUGUUCGGGUGACCCGAAGCAGACCCCAAGACCCGGUCGCUAUAAUCCCCCAGACUCAAGCCGCCAGGAGUAAUCACAUCUCUUUCUCCGCUCAAGAUGGGCAGCCAAUGCCAUCACUACCGGUACCGCCUGGCCAGCCGAUCUCGCGUGCGUCACCAGAACCCCCGGAGACAGACCUCGAGGGGAACUAUGUCGGUCCUUCAUCAGGCAUCGCAUUCAUUUUUAGAGCUCAGGAACGGUUUGAACGGCCCGUGUUGUUUCCGCGGGGCUUUUCUGUCUUCAAUUUCGGGGAUGCCCCGCUGCCGUACAAUGAAGCUUCCUACUCGUCUCUGGAUCCCACCGUGCCCUUAUUACUCGACCGAGGGGAUACUGUACGGCUAGUUCGGAGGUACUUUGACUUUGCGGUCCCUGUCGAUCGGUUCCUGCAUCGGCCUACUAUUGGGCGAUGGUUCGAUGAGUUCUAUCAGACCAAGGGUGUCAUGCAUGAUAGGGAUGCUGCACCUGCGCGCACAGCCGUGCUGUUCAUGGUCUUUGCCAUUGCGCAGGAACAUACUGUCGCGAAGCCGUCCCCGGCUGAAGCUGAUAUUAGUGGACGAUACUUCCAAGCGGCAAACCACCAGCUGUCGAAAGAGCAAGGACCCGUUCGACUCGCAAGUGUCCAGGCUCGGUUGUGCCAAUGUCUCUGGCUUCUAUCCCAGUCGCGAAUCAACCACUGCUGGAGUCUGUUUGGGACCGUUGCUCGGCUGAUCUUUGCCUUGGGCCUGCAUCGUAAUCGGCACGCUUACUCGAAUUCCAUGACACAGAUAGAGAUUCAAUGCCGGCGCAGGACAUUUUGGAGCGCCUACAGUCUUGAUAAUUACCUCAGCACAGCUCUUGGGAGACCACGAACAUUCAAUGACAAGGAUAUUGACCAGGAGCUCCCUGCUUGUCUCAACGAUGAAGAGAUACAUAGUGGCAUGGACGUGUCCGGCCCUUCUAACCACGAACUAUCUGCCAUGUAUGGGCCGGUCAGCUAUGCUAAACUAUCGCAAAUACUAAGUGGCAUUCUCACCGACCUCUACUCUAUCCAGCCGAUGUCCAUCAUCGAACGGUUCGACCAAACCGGCAAGUACAUGAACGAGCUGAAAGCAUGGCGGACCCAAAUGUCCAGCUUCCUCGACCAGGACAUUUCCAACUCUGCACCAUUGAUCCCGAUCUAUCAGCGACAGAGAAAUGUCCUCAAUCUGGCCUACUGGCAUACAGUAAUCCUUACCAAUCGGCCACUCUUGCUCACAAGUUUCGCAAGGUUGAAAAGUAGCACCCGUGGCCCACGACCGGACCGGAAUGAGCGAACAGCACAUUUCCAAGAGAGUAUUAAUGAGUGCCUGCACGCUGCCAUGGAGAUAGUUGGGAUUGUGAACUCGAUGAUUCAAGCGAAGCAACUCUUCCGAGCAUUCUGGUUCACCCCCUACUUUGCCUUCUCCGCGUGCGUUAUCUUGUACGUGCAUACGAUCCAGCACAGCAACGAGCCAGAAGAUGUAUACCAGCGAUACUUCUCAGCCGCGGAGCGUUGCCAACAGCAAAUCGCCGAGAUAGCUGAGGUAGGAUCACUAACGUCGCGGUACUGUCUGGUCUUGGAAGAGUUGGGCGCGGAGGCUGUACGCCAAAUGACCCCGGGACAUCUGGAGGCUCACUCUGUACAGCUCUAUCCUGCAUUGGAAACGACCGGUACAGAGCCGAACGGUAUGAGCUACAAUGGCGGAGGUAUGCCGGCGGGACUCUCAGCAUCGAUUUCGAACCUAGUAGCAUUGCAACAAUUGGAUGACUUUCACGUUAGUCCUAGUGCGUCUUUGGAAGACCUGACGGGAUGGGGGCAAUUUGAGUCGAUGGAUUUCUCAGCGGAAUACGAAGACAUCUGGAGUAUAACGAAGGAGGCGGAGAACUAUUCUAUCCGACGGAAGAUUGUAGCCAAUCAGCACACUGUUUGCUUUCCGUCGGGAACCAACCGCCCCUCGGACCCCGCGUGGAAUUUGCCCGAGUUUGAAUCAGCUUCAUAA